AUGGUAGCUAAUGAACCUACACCUGGACCUUCCAAUGUGAAAAGGAGUAGGAAAAGUGUUAAAUUGACAGAGAAACAGUUACUUAGUGUACUAGACAACAGUGAUUUUCUGUAUAGUGAGGAUGAGGCAUACCACGGAGAUUGUCAUUUAGAGGCUGCAGAAGAAUUGCAGAGUGAUGAUAGCGAGAAAGCACAGCUUUCGAAUCUGUUUCAUGACAGUUCUGAAUCUGACGAUACGGAUCACAAUGAUUGUGUGGAAAUCGAUGACGAAAAAGAGCCCGAUCUGUCACACAGGGAUAAUCCAGGUGAGUUAUGGCAUAAAGAACCACAUAAUAUGCAGUAUCACCCAUUCACGAAGGAAGAAGUUUUGCAAAUUCAUCCUGCUGGCAAUUCUCCUAUGGAUUUCUUCGGAUUAUUGGUAACAGACGAAUUGUUGCAACUUGUAGUUGACGAAACGAACAAUAACGCAGUCAACUCAUUGCUGAGUGAAAAUAGAAAAGAGGGGUCUAGGAUCUGUAAAUGGAAACCUCUAAGUAUAGGUGGAUUACUAGUUUUCCUGGGUGUUUUGUUACAUAUGGGUAACGUUAAAUAUCUGGAAGAAAGAACGGCUGUUUGA
Molecule: messenger RNA, 615 nt
Organism: Schistocerca cancellata (South American locust)
Lineage: Eukaryota; Metazoa; Arthropoda; Insecta; Orthoptera; Acrididae
Exons: 1
Coding region: 1-615 (204 amino acids)
Source: RefSeq, a predicted model, not a curated record